Molecule: messenger RNA, 1364 nt
Organism: Bradysia coprophila
Lineage: Eukaryota; Metazoa; Arthropoda; Insecta; Diptera; Sciaridae
Biological process (GO): lipid metabolic process
Cellular component (GO): membrane
Molecular function (GO): oxidoreductase activity, acting on paired donors, with oxidation of a pair of donors resulting in the reduction of molecular oxygen to two molecules of water
Source: RefSeq, a predicted model, not a curated record
UUGAAUCUACGUACAGUAACUGGAGAUAACAAAAAAAAAUUGGGCACUGGAUAUGGAGAGGAAGGAGAUAGUUUACGAUGGCUAUUUCUAUGACGUUACCGACUUUGUUAAAAGGCAUCCCGGCGGAAGUAUAAUUGAAUAUUACACGAAAGCUGGUGAGGAGAGUACACAAGCAAUUCAACAAUUUCACUAUCGAUCAAUUAACCAUGUCAAGAAACUGAUGGGAUCGUUAAAAAAGCGUCCAGCUCCGGAUUUUGAUCUUCAUUUAGACCCUCAAGUGGUGAAAAAGAAUCGGGCGCUAACAGAAGACUUCACUAAGCAUUGACUUGGUUGAGCCGAGUAUAACAAGGAUUUUUCGAACCAUCUCAAACACAUAAUGCUUUGCGUUUGUUUGAGGUGCUCACAAUGUGGUACAUCGUAUACGUAUUGCUGCAGUGGCCACACACUUUCGCUAAAAUUGCUGGAACACUCUUGGUAGCUUUUUCGCAAGGUCGCACUGGAUGGGUGGCACAUGAGUGUGGUCACUAUUCCUUUUCUGGAAGUCCGCAGAUUGAUCGAUUCGUUCAUAACUUUUUGCACGGAACGAUUUCCGGUUUUUCUGCAACUUGGUGGAAAAGUGGUCACAAUCGCCAUCAUGCGAUGCCACAAAGACUGAAUCACGACAUCGAUUUGGACACAGUUCCGUUGUUAGCCUACAACACGAAAGUUGUGAAGAAAGUUGAUGACGGCAAGGGAUUGUUCAUCAAAUACCAGACCUACUUGUUCCCAGUUGUCACCACCCUGUUAGGUGGACUGUUUUGGAGAUGGUACUCAGUUCCCAGAUUCGUCAUCAAGCACACACUGUAUGCCGAAAUCGGGGUAAUGCUUUCCCAUUAUGUUGUCUAUUUCUACUUCCUCGGUUUUUGGGGAUGGUUUACAACCGGUUGGAUUCCAGCAAUUUACGUGUUCCUAAACUUUGCGUUGAGUCACACCUAUCUACCGGUUACAACGCAACCAACCCAUUGGGUGGAAUACGCACUAGUGCAUACUGCAGAUGUUCAAUAGACAGGUUGGUGUGACUAUUGGAUGGGGUUUCUCAAUUAUCAAAUCGAACACCAUUUAUUUCCUGCAAUGCAACAAUUUCGACAGCCACUAAUGGCACCGGGUCAAAGCGUUGGCUGAAAACACAAUCUGCCGUACAUUGUUUCUUCGUACGCUGAAGCGGUAAGACAAACUAUGCAAAAUUUGCAUAAUGUUUCGAAUGAACUGGUACAUGCAGAGUGAUUUUCGUAUGGACAGUGGUCAAUGGUAUUUGAAUUUCAUAGCAGGUAAACAAUUGUACCAGCAAAUAAAUGAGUUGAGAAAUAAAUUGAAUUGACAAAGUA